AUGCACAGGCCCAUCAACUGCCUAUCCCUAGAAUUUGCCGUCUUUGUAACGCUUAUCUGUAUAAUAGGAAAAGAUUCAUCGAAUCUAGUAGAACGAAGCUCAAUUUCCUACUCCGAGACUCAAGAGCAAUGGUACCGGCAGGGUGGUGACCUCCAAGAUAUUGCCGGUAUCCGACGCAAAGCUCUCCGCUGGGAUGGGAAAGACAGAGUCCUCAGCGGAAUGUGGCAUUUGUCAUGGAUUUGUCAUCGCAUCGGGGCUUCAUCGUCGUACUCCUCUACCGUCAGCGCACCAAAAGCUACAACUUUUAUCAUGCUUGAUUCCUCUAUAAACAACGGUAGUCCUCCACGGACACCCGUCUACUUUCUCAGUAUUGGCGGGCCCAACUUCAUGGAAGAUAUAGCCCAUCCGGCCUAUGUCAGACUAGGCGAAGUAGGACGCGAAAUCACCACAAAAGUGAAGCCAAAGGCGGUCAUUGUCUUUUCUGCUCAUUGGCAAGACGGCCCCAGCAAGAUUCAGAUUAAUGCUGCUGAACAGACAGAUUUGAUCUAUGACUUCUAUGGGUUUCCGCCUCACUAUUAUGAGUAUGACUAUCCGAACAGGGGGAGUCCUGAAAUUGCAGAAAAGGUUAUAGAAAGACUGGAAGGUACAGGUAUUCAGGUAGAGAGAGUUAAACGGGGCCUUGACCAUGGCGUCUGGGCGGGAUUCAUUGUUGCUUUUGAUCCAAAGAAAAAUCCAUUGAAUGUACCAAUUGUGCAAGUCUCACUUCUCAAUGGUGAAGACGUAGAUCAACAUUACCGCAUGGGACAAGCUCUAGAAAAGCUGCGAGAUGAAGGCAUCCUGAUAAUCGGCGCAGGCAUGGCCGUUCACAAUCUCCUCGACUUCCGAGCUAUGAGGAUGUCUGGCGGUAGCAAGCUCAUGCCAUACACCCUUAGCUUUGACGAGGCACUGAAGGAGGCUGCUACUGCAAAACCGGCAGAACGUCAGGCAAAGCUAUCAGCUCUUAUAAAACGCCAUGACGCCAGAAAGGCGCAUCCGACCUUGGAGCAUCUCCUUCCAAUUUAUGUCAGUGCCGGUGCUGCAGGCUCGGACGUUGGCGAACGACUGUGGACUUUUGCCGAAAUGAGUUUGAAUUGGGCUCAAUAUCGGUUUGGUGAAGUCUUAGAAGCAUAG
Messenger RNA from Talaromyces atroroseus, 1170 nucleotides. RefSeq lists its product as hypothetical. The transcript has 6 exons. The coding region runs from base 1 to 1170 and encodes 389 amino acids. NCBI's taxonomy places the organism in Eukaryota, Fungi, Ascomycota, Eurotiomycetes, Eurotiales, Trichocomaceae. Gene Ontology annotation, molecular function: ferrous iron binding; oxidoreductase activity, acting on single donors with incorporation of molecular oxygen; zinc ion binding. The record is from RefSeq and is a predicted model, not a curated record.